Molecule: messenger RNA, 6346 nt
Organism: Ruditapes philippinarum (Manila clam)
Lineage: Eukaryota; Metazoa; Mollusca; Bivalvia; Venerida; Veneridae
Exons: 1
Coding region: 28-753 (241 amino acids)
Source: RefSeq, a predicted model, not a curated record
CACUAUUUUCAGAACUUGCAUUGUUUUAUGAGACUUUUUCUUGAAAUGAUGUGUAAUGUAGCUGUGAUCAAAAGGAUUCUAGUCAAUAAGAGCAAAAUUCUGCCUACCAUCUUUAAAGCAAUAAGGCAGCUGGAUGAAGAGUUACUGACAGUUUUAGCGCUAGAAGUCACGCACAAAUGUCUGCUUGUUGGGAAAACCGAGACUACAGAACUGUUUGUAAAGUAUGGGCUUCUCAAAGACAUUUACAAAAGAGUGAAAAAUAAACACGAGGCAAAUCUGUUUUCUUAUGGUGCAAUUCAUAUGGUGCUGUGUUGUUCAAAGUUAUUACUGACGAUUUCCAUUCUAGGAACGGAAAGUAUCCGCAGUCAAAUUAAAAGGUCUCCUGUGUUAAGGAUUAUGGGAGACUACAUUGAAAAAAUGGCUGCAAGUAAGGCAGAGAAAGGUGGAGCUUUGUUUUUAGUGGAAAAUUUUACUCAUGCCAAAACAAUUUUAGCAUUUGACAAGGAGGCUGAGAGUGCUCUUCAAAAUUGGAAACCAAAAGAGAAAUUACAGAAGGAGCAAGAGCAGGAUCAGAUUUAUGCAUUCUGCUCGUUUCCAGGGUGUAGGAAGUUGUACGAGGAAUCAUUAAAGUUCAGGUAUUGCGGAGCAUGCCGGUUGGCACGGUAUUGCAGCGAAGAGUGCCAGAAAGAACACUGGAAAAAAUGUCACAAAGAUGCUUGCUUGAGGGAUCCUGUAGAUGCUUAUGGUUGGUGACUAUAUAUCUGAGACGCCUUGCGUUGAUUGGUGAAAGAAGUUGUUUCAAGUGGUGCGUAGAAAUAUAGAAAAUCCAUUAAUAUAAUAUAUGUAUUCAGAUUCCUGUGGGUUUACCGUGUUGUGUAUUUCCUGUCUAUGGGAUUUUUAUUGGCAGUUACAAAGGUGAUAAUCUUGUUUAAUUGUUGACAAGUGGUUUAUGUAAUGUACUGUAUGUGAACUUUUUUUUUAGCUGAUACUUUUGUGUAUACUUGAAGGUGUACUUGUGGGCAUUACAGGUUAUUGCAUUUAUUAAUAUAACAUAUUUUUUUUUUUAUGAUUUUAUUUAGUUUUUUUCUGUAAAAGUUUUUUGUCAGUUCCUGAAAAUGUUGAUGUUGUUUUGUUUUUCUGCAAGCUGAGUGCUUUGUAUUGUGUUCAUUUAGAAGAUCUAGUGUUGUUUUGUUAUUUCAUGAAAAAAUCAUAAAAGAUUAAAAAAAAGCACUCUAUAGUUGAUGCCAAAUUGGUUUGAAACUACUUUAAAUAUAUUAAUACAGUAUUUUUAUACUGAAAAUGAUUUUAUUUUUCCCAUUCACUUAAUUUCCAUGCCUCAGAUGAACCAAAAUAAUUUCAGUAAAAUCAAACUUUGAAAAAAAAGUAUUAAGACUUUAGGAAAGAUAAAAUUAUUCUCAAGUCAAGAAAUAUUUUACAUGUGAUAUGCAAUUAAUGACUAUUUUGCAGCAUUUUAAAUCACCAUAUUUCAACUGCUUGACUAACACAGUAAGGUCUAUUUUUGCAUAUUUUGACCUAUUAUUGGAAAUUGUCGCAGAUUUUAUUUAAGUGCAGUUUGCAAUGUGUAAAUUACUUUCUUUGUUCAUUUGACAAUAUUUUACUUUUAAAUACGUUUUUAAAUUUUUUAUGAAAAUUAGCAUGAAUCUUGAGGUAUGCUGCAUAAAAGUAUUUUAUCAUCUAAAGAAACUCCUUGUGAGUUUAAAGUUUAGACAAUAAGUGAUAUUAUUUAAAAAAAAAUUUUCAAAUCAGAAGCAUUUCCAAUGUUUACUGACUUUUUCACAUUUUUGCCCUAACAAUUCGAAAGAAUGGUUAAAAUAUGGAAAAUAAUUUCAAAAUAUAUUUCACUGCAGUGAAAUAUUUUUUUCUAACAGAGAAAAUAUGAAAAAUAAAACUAUGCAUUUUAUUUCAUCAAUAUUUCUCAAUAUUUAUUUAUAGAUAUAUGAUAAAAGUUUUUAUUUCAUCUGUUUGAUUUUAAAUAUUCAAAAUUUAUAGGAACAAAAGACAUUCGUGCUCUUUGAAUUUUAAUAAACAAGUCAUAGUAUUACUCAUAUUGUUACUAAGGUAGGAAUUCAUCUUGAACAGUACCCUAAUUCUUAUUAGCUCACCAGACCCAAAGGUUCAGGGUGAGCUAUUCGUAUCAAAGGGGGAUGCUCCGGCAUCAUGCAUCAACAAUCGUCUUCUUCUCUGAAACUGCUUGGCAGAUUUACUUCAAAUUCUUGUGACAGUCACACUAAAAAUUGCUCAUGUCAUUUCAAUUGGCCCUUUUUAGGGGUCAACAGAGCUAAAAAUAAUAAAACCUUCAAACAUCCUCUACUACAGAACUAAUUGAUGGAUGAUCACCAAACUUUGUCUGCAGCAUUCUUGGGUAGUCUUUUAUCAAGUUUGCUCAUAUUUAUUUGAUUGUCCCUUUUUAAGCUAGCUUAAAUGCCCCAGGUCAUGGCAUUUCUUCAAAUUAUUGUUUAAAGAAAUACUAUGCUCAAAUUUAAUAAAAGAAAAUAUUAACAAUGGAUAAUUUCCAACACUGAAAGGCAGUUGUUUCUGGUGAGCGACUCGGGGCCAUCAUGGCCCUCUUGUUUAUAGAAUGUGCUAUUUUAGAAAUUAUAGCUGAGGAAAAGCUAAAAUACAUAUUAUGAACAAUUAUGUGACAAUUUUGUGCUAUUUGAGUCACAGUUUGACAAGGCAGUGCUUUGAAAUGUAUGUGCUUUAUUUUAAAAUAUUGAGAGAUAACAAUUUCAUGUAGAUAUUACUAUGUAUUAUAAUUAUGUUUUUAACAGGAAUUUAACUGUUUAUUGUGAUUUGGAACAGGGAGUAUCUCUAAGAUUAAACAUUGCUCAAGAAUACUUUAAAGUUAAAUUUAUUUUGUAGGUGUCAAGUCUGAUAAAAACACCAUUUUGUUAAGGGGUUAAUAACAUUUUCAUAAAAAUGGUGUGUUUAUUAGAGUGAUUUUAUUUUUAGAGUGAUGUUAUUUUGAUUAAAUUCAGAUUGAAUAAAGGCCUUAUGGCAUUUGACUUUUUUGAGAACAAAAAUCUAAUUUCAUAUAAAAAAUUUGUUAAAAAAGGUAAAGAUAACAAAAAUCAGAUUUUAUUUAGAAAUUUUGCUAAAAAUGGUAUUACUAAAGAUUUCUCCCAUCCAGCUUGAAUUAAGCCAUGUGUUCUCUAAUAAAUGCCCUUUCAUUUAAAAAAUCCUCAAACCCCUUUUAAACAUAGCGAAACAAAUACCAUGAAAGUAGAAGAUUAUUAUAAAAUCAUAUGAGCCGCGUCAUGACAAAACCAACAUAAUGGGUUUGCGACCAUUAUGGAUCCAGACCAGCCUGCGCAUCCGCGCAGUCUGAUCAGGAUUCACGCUGUUCGCUAUCAGUUUCUCUGCUUGUAAUAGAGUUGGUAAGCGAACAGCAUGGAUCCUGAUCAGACUGCGCGGAUGAGCAGGCUGGUCUGGAUCCAUGCUGGUCGCAAACACAUUAUGUUGGUUUUGUCAUGACACGGCUCAUAUAAUUGACAUUACGCCAGAGAAGAGAUUGCUCCGCCCACUGAUUCACGUAACCAGUCAUUCAGAACCUUAGACAAAAGACGGUACAGACGUUUACGCGAAACUGUCAUGCCACUAAAGUGACUAAUGAAUUUACCUUAUAUAAAUUGGUAUAUAUAAAAUUUUAAUGCUUUUAUUGAAUAGUUCAAUGUGUUAUGGUAUUUAAAAAAAAUUAACUGCAUUCACGCAUUAAUGAUGAAUAAAACGUUUGGCAAAGAUCUUGUUAUAUUUCUUGCUGACAUCAAGGAAGAUGUUACUGACAAAAUAUCAUUUUAGUUUACAAAUUCAAAGAUAGUUAAAAUUGAUGUAGUGGAACAUAUAAUAGUAAAAUUAUAUCAAUAAAACAGUAACAUUUACAAAUGUUUUUGGGGUUUUAUGUGCAAAAUCACUUAUAUAUAAUGCAUUUGCGCAUAAAUUGUCAAAAUUAAAUGAGAAAAUUGCCCUUGCGUAACUUUGUUAUAUGAUAUAUGAUUAUAUGUUUAUUUGUACAUUAGAUAUUUUUGUGAUAAAACGCAAUAUUAUUCACUUCAAAAUAAAUUUCACAUAUACCAUACCUCAACUUUAAAUUAAAACCGUGAUCAGAUAUAAUGUUAUUGAAGCAGAUGUAUUUAAAUAUUUAAUAUUUAAUCUUAAUUCAUUGAGCUUUAAUAGAAAUAUUUAGGUAGAAUAAUUUCACCUGAAAUAUUUAUUGCAUAUUUUUUUUUUCAUUUUAUUUGCAAGUACUUUUUUCUACUACAGCAUUUUAUUGACAAUAUGUUGUAAACGAACAAAAAAUGUCAUAUCUUCUGGAUAUUCCGAGAUCUUAUAAUAUAUUAUGUAAUUAUGAAUAGACAUAAUUGUAAUGAAGGAAGGAAUAGAGUAUUUGUUUAAACUUUUUCCUUGUUUAAUGCAAUGUGGUAUAGCCAGUUUUAACUUUCCUACCUGCUAUAUAACUUAUUAUCUUCAUAUAUAGAAAGUUACUGAUGUUUUUGUUUUGUGUAAAAUGAACUAACUAACUCCAUCUGUCAAUAUGUCAGGAUAUUUUGUAACUUAGAUAUACCGUUUUAAUAGCUUUAAAUUGACAAAAAAAUCAAAAUUUCAAUAUAAAUACAGCUGCACCAUUGUCUUAUACACAUAACUUGUCUAAGGAAAAUGGCGGACUUCUCAGACAUCUUAGCAUGAAACUGAUAACGAUCGCCGAUUGGCUUAUCUGUAAGACCCCUGCCAGCUUGAUUGACAGGCGGCGUAAUGUCAAUUCAUCACAUAUUUUAACACUGCUGGUGCUUUCCAGUACAUAUAUAUAAAUAAACCUGCAGAUAGUAUCACAAACACCAGAGAUGUUUCCUUUAAUUUGAAGAUAUUUAACUUUUGUUGUGUUUUAAAUAACUUUUGAACAAUCUAUUAUUACAACUGCCUUGGGUAUUUAUAUUUGUCAUAUAAUUUAUGCUAUAAGUUAAUAACAUUUAUAUUUGUUUUUUUUUUAUUAUUAUUUUUUUUUUUCAUGAAAAUGAUACUUCAAUUUCUCCAAUUUUCAUAUGGUCACCAUUUCCCAAUUUAAGUCACUUGGGAGCCUACUAAACAAAAAAGAAACUUGGACAAAUUUUUUUUUUGUUAAGUUGGACAUUUCUGUUAAACAAUCCAUAUUAUUUUGAUAUUAUGAAAUAAUGUGUUCGAAUAUUUCAGACAUUUGCCAUAAAAGGUUCAUUUACAUGUACAUUCCUCUUGAAUACAUGAAGUCUUUAUAUCUUGACGUGCAAUUUGAUUGAGUAAAAGUUGGGCAUUAUUAUUUGUAUGUUUUUUUGACAUGUUCAUUGUUAACAAAGUCUAGAGAGAUAUAUGUAUGUAGGAUAUGUAUAUGUAUAUAGGAGUGAGCCUAUUGGUCGGUUAGACAGUUUUUUGGUUUUUCAGACUAGGAGUCCUAGUAGGACAUAGGUUUUAAUGAUAUUUUGUACACAGAUGUAACAUUAUGAGUUAAAUUUGGCUUCAAACCACUUAUUUUUUUUACAUAGCUUAGCCCUAUUUUUUCUCUCUUUGUUUUUUGGGUAUUUUUAUUUUAGAUAGAAAUAGUUUCCUCAUGAUAACUCAUUAACAAGGAAAUGAAUUGCGGUAUUUUUAUUUAUACAUUAAUGAAACAUUAUAAAAUACAGGCUGAGUAUAAAUUUGGCUUCAUAAUGCUAAUUUUUCUCAUAGUUAAUUUGUUAUGGUAGUAGAUGUAUAUUUGUAUCCAUGUGUAUAAUGUAUAUUUUGAUAAACAGUGAAAAAACACAUGUAGGGCAGUGACAUUUUUGUUGAUGGUUAUUUUCUUAUUUUGAGUUUGCCAUUUGAUAUUUUUAAAAGCUUAUCAGGAGCCAUGGUAAUCGGUACACUUAUGAAGCAUGGAAAGGCUGAUCAAUGCAGCAGGAACGUAUAAUUUGAUAGUCGGAAUAAAGUAGAAAUUUGUGCUGUGUUAAGCUCACCUGUCACAAAGUGACAUGGUGAGCUUUUGUGAUCACUUUUCGUCUGGCGUCUGGCCAUCGUCCGUAAACUUUUACUUUAAACAACAUCGCCUCUUAAACCGCUAAGCCAAUUUCAUCCAAACUUUACAGGAAUGGUCCUUUGGUGGUCACCUUUAAAAAUUUAUUCCAUGCAGAACUCUGGUUGCCAUGGGAACCGAAAGAAAAAACUUAAAAUAUCUUAUUUUGAAAAAGAGGUAGAGCUUAGAUAUUUGGCAUGAAACAUCAUCUAGUGAGUGUCUAUCAAGUUUGUUCGAAUAAAAGCCCUGGGGUCAAAAUUGGCCCGUCCCAGGGGGUCAUUGCUUUUCUUAUACAGUGAAAGUUGAGAAAAC